Molecule: messenger RNA, 1124 nt
Organism: Eurytemora carolleeae
Lineage: Eukaryota; Metazoa; Arthropoda; Copepoda; Calanoida; Temoridae
Product: THUMP domain-containing protein 1
Exons: 11
Coding region: 73-1089 (338 amino acids)
Biological process (GO): tRNA modification
Molecular function (GO): RNA binding
Source: RefSeq, a predicted model, not a curated record
AAUAAUUUCUACUUUUUUAUUUUAAUUUUCAGAUAAAAAAGAAUAUCUUUGAGUUGCCGUACAUUUAAGAAAAUGGGAGGAUCGAGUAAGCGUAAGAACAAGAGCUAUUAUGCAAAUGCCUCUAAGAAAGCUCGAUAUGCAGGGCAGGGACGUAUGCUGGCUGAGAAUAUGAGAGGAUUCCUGCUUACUUGUAAUAAUAGGGAGAAAGAGGCUGUGAGAGAAGCUUAUAAUUUGUUCAAUGAAUACGCUGAUAGUCUUUACGGUUCAGAUAAAACAAAUCAGGGAAUGAAGGGAGAAAUGAUAAAUAAAGAAGAAGAAAAAGUAAAGGUGGAGGAAGAGGAGGAAGAAGUAGAAGAUAUUGAAGCUGCUUUUGAAAAGGAGAAGGAAAACUUAGUGAAGAAGAGAAAAGAGGAAAAAAGAUUUCAAAUGGUGGAAAGUGGAGCUAACAAUUGUAUAUUCAUCAAAACUACUCUUCAGAAUCCAACAGAACUAGUAAACAAGUUGGUUGAAGAAAUCCACGAAACUAAAGCAAACAAAGCCAGAUAUAUUCUCAGGUUGAUUCCCGUGUUGGGAACAUGUAAAGCUUAUGAGAAGAAUAUGAUAGAACUUGGUCAAUCUGUUCUCAAGGAACCGUUUGCUGGUGCUACUAGUCCAACCUUUGCUAUAAUAUUUAAGACAAGGAACAAUAAUCAAGUCACCAGAGAUGAUACAAUUCAAACUUUUGCUAAAGUUGUGCGGGAUUUAAAUCCUGCAGCUAAGGUUGAGUUCAAGGAUCCGGAUAUAUGUAUUAUUAUUGAAAUUAUCAGGAACGUCUGCUGUGUCGGUGUUGUAAGGAACUUCUACAAGUACAAGAAGUACAACCUGGUGGAGAUUGCUAAAGAUGGGGUGAAAGAAGAAACUAAGGAGGAUAAUCCGAUUGGGGAGGCAAGCACGGAAAAUGCCGAGAAUAAUUCUCUAGAGAAAAGUGCGCAAAACGGAAAUGAAACUGGGAAAGAAGAAGAAGAAAUAAUAGCGAAGGAAGAAGUAAAAUCAGAAGUUGUUGAAAAAGAAAACACAUUUCCUGCUGAUACUCUUACAGAAGAUGGCUGAUUAAAAUCCUGUUUUUAUUUUAAAAUUUUGUCAGA